CACACAAGAUUCUGUAUUUCACUUACCGCAUCUUCAUCUCCAUCCUCAACGAAAUCCCAAACGAUGGUGUUCGAAACAUUCGAAGUCGGCACCGUACCAUUCAACUCCGACGGCUGGGGCCCCCCAGACGCAUCCUCCACUUCCUCCACAAGCGUCGCCGCCGCGAAUCUCCUCCCCAACGUCCCCUUAGCUUCCUUCUCCCGCUCAGAGAAACUCGGCCGCGUCGCCGACUGGACUCGCGCCCUCUCCAACCCCUCCGCACGUCCCCCCACCGGAUCCAAAUCAGAUCCCUCCGCGAUCUUCGAUUUCUCCGCCUUCGCCGUCGACGAAGGCUUCGGCCUCGCUAACUCCGCCGGAAACCCCGACGAGGACGCGGCCUUCCGACUCGUCGACGGGAAACCCCCGCCGCGUCCCAAAUUCGGACCGAAAUGGAGGUUUAACCAGUACCAUAACCGUAACCAGCUCCCUCAGCGUAGAGACGAGGAAGUCGAGGCGAAGAAACGCGAGGCUGAGAAGGAUCGCGCUCGUCGCGAUCGUCAUUACAAUAAUAACCGUAACAAUAUCCACCAGCAACGGCGUGAGGCCGCUGCGUUUAAGUCUUCGGUUGAUAUACAACCGGAAUGGAAUAUGCUUGAGCAGAUUCCUUUCUCUAGCUUUUCGAAGCUUUCGUUUACCGUUCAGGAGCCUGAGGAUCUUCUCCUCUGUGGUGGACUUGAGAGUUACGAUCGGAGUUUCGAUCGUAUCACUCCGAAAGCUGAGAGGAGAGUCGAGCGUUUCAAGAAUAGGAGCUUUAAGGUUACGACGAGUGAUGAUUUAGUGAUUAGGAGGUUAGCGAAAGAGGAUAAAGCUACUGUUUUCGCUACUGAUGCUAUCCUUGCUGCGCUUAUGUGUGCUCCUAGGUCGGUUUACUCGUGGGAUCUUGUGAUUCAACGUGUUGGGAAUAAGCUUUUCUUUGAUAAGAGGGAUGGUUCUCCGUUAGAUUUGUUGUCUGUUCACGAGACUUCACAGGAGCCUUUGCCUGAGGGGAAAGAUGAUAUUAACUCUGCUCAUUCUCUUGGCGUGGAGGCUGCUUUCAUCAACCAGAAUUUCGCGCAGCAGGUUUUGGUUAAGAAUGGGAAAAGGGAGACUUAUGAUGAGCCGAUUCCUAAUGCUAAUGAAGGUGAAGAGAAUGCUUCUAUUGCUUAUAGGUAUAGGAGGUGGAAGCUUGAUGAUAGUAUGUAUCUGGUUGCUAGGUGUGAGUUACAGAGCACUGUUGAAUUGAAUAACCAGAAGAGUUUUCUCACUUUGAACGCUCUUAAUGAGUUUGAUCCUAAGUACUCUGGUGUUGAUUGGAGGCAGAAGCUUGAGACUCAGAGAGGUGCGGUUUUAGCUAAUGAGUUGAAGAAUAAUGGUAAUAAGUUGGCGAAGUGGACUGCACAGGCUCUGUUGGCUAAUGCGGAUAUGAUGAAGAUUGGGUUUGUUUCUAGAGUUCAUCCACGUGAUCAUUUUAACCAUGUUAUACUGUCGGUUCUGGGGUAUAAGCCGAAGGAUUUCGCUGGGCAGAUUAAUCUGAACACUAACAACAUGUGGGGAAUUGUGAAGUCGAUUGUUGAUCUGUGUAUGAAGCUGAGUGAAGGGAAGUAUGUUUUGGUGAAGGAUCCGUCCAAGCCUCAAGUCAGGAUUUACGAGGUUCCGGCUGAUGCUUUUGAGAAUGAUUAUGUGGAGGAGCCUCUCCCUGAAGAUGAACAGGUUCAGCCACCUGAGGAGAACAACACUGAAGGAGGAGGAGGAGGAGCAGAGACUAAUGAAGUUGCAGAGGAUAAGAAACCAGAAGGUCAGGCCUGAUUAUGGUAAAUGUCAAAGACUUGUUUUGAGUUUUUUACCUUCUUUUUUUUUUAAUGUUCCAAAGUUGUGCUCUUUUUGAAGAGAGCUGAAACGGUUAAUUUUGCUGGUUUAUGUUUUUAUCUUGUAGAAGAUUGUUGCACCGUUUGAGAGUCUGGUUGUUUGAAUAAGAUAUUGAAUUCCCAAGCUUUUGAAUUUGAUAGUUGUUUUGGUCCAUGUUACACACUGAUCCAGGCCGGAUUUUCACUAAGUGAUGUCGUUUGGAGUUAAAGUGUUAUAAAUUGGCCUGUGUAAGAAUGUUUCGCUACUGCAGAAAUAGCUGAGAAAUUGAUAUUGGC
Molecule: messenger RNA, 2159 nt
Organism: Eruca vesicaria subsp. sativa (arugula)
Lineage: Eukaryota; Viridiplantae; Streptophyta; Magnoliopsida; Brassicales; Brassicaceae
Source: the annotation of a GenBank genome assembly